Nannospalax galili (Upper Galilee mountains blind mole rat) is the source of this 3003-nucleotide messenger RNA. RefSeq names its product endomucin (gene Emcn). The transcript is spliced from 12 exons. Bases 269 to 1087 code for a protein of 272 amino acids. The record is from RefSeq and is a predicted model, not a curated record. NCBI's taxonomy places the organism in Eukaryota, Metazoa, Chordata, Mammalia, Rodentia, Spalacidae.
CAGUAUAUCUCAAUCUUAACACAUUGGUUCUUAGAAAUCUCCCUAUUGCAGUUGAUGGGAAGGUCUGUGUGAAUGCAUGCUUUUUGCCACAUAGUUUCAGGAUGGCAGAUGACAUGGUACACACAAAAAUGAGGGCUUGUAGUUUGAUUGGACUGGAAUCUUCUCAUUCUUUGCUAUAUACAUUUUCCAUAACUUUUCCUGUGGAAUUUCUGUUUUGUCAUUUUCCAUGGUUCUCCAUUGACUUGAGAAAAUUCAGAUUUCCAACCUGAUGUUCAACAUCCUUUGUAAGUGGCCUCGAAUGUAUCCUCAGACAACAGCCACCAGGCCCCUUCAUUGCAGAGUGCAAUCUAGCCACACAGAGCUACUUGUGGUCCUUUCAGAUGUUUCAAAUAUGUCUAGCCCACUGACGACAGCAACUUCUACAAGAUCAUCUGUCAUAACACCAGAUGCCAUGUCAACGACAAAUUUUGUUAGCAAACCAACAACUGAAGCAUCUCCUAAAGGAACAACCAACAAUGAAUUAUCCAACAUGCCCCUCGCACCAGCAGUUACUUCACCAGCAACAAAUAAAAGUGAAGAAGCCAGGACCAUUAAUGUCACGAAGAGUGAAGUAUUUUCUACAGAAGCAACAGUGUCAAAUCUUCCAUUUUCAAAAACUACCUCAAUGCUGCCAAGUUCCAACAAAACUGAGAAUCAGAAUUCAAUCAAAACAACAGAAGCAUCAGUUAACACUCAACCACCAGGCACAUCAUCUAAAGCCACUGUGUUACCCUCAAGGACAGUAACAACUCCAAAGACCAUCUCACCGUUUCAAGAUAAUGAAGAUUGGAAAAACACAACUACUCCACCAACCAUCCCUUCUUAUUCCAGUAUUAUUUUGCCGGUGGUUAUUGCUCUGAUUGUUAUAACACUCUUAGUAUUUACACUGGUUGGUUUAUAUCGAAUGUGCUGGAAGAGAGACCCAGGCACGCCAGAAAAUGGAAAUGAUCAGCCUCAAUCCGAUAAAGAGAGUGUGAAGUUGCUCACGGUUAAAGCAAUCUCUCAUGAGUCUGGCGAGCACUCUAUGCAAGGGAAAGCCAAGAACUGACAACUUGAUGGAUCCUCCCUACACCUGGACAAUAAAUAUGCUUAAUCUUCAUCUUCCGUGUUCCACCCGUAGAAAGGGGAAAGCCCUAUGGCGUCAAUCCCAGCUUCCAGACUUCUCACCAGUCUGCACCAGUUGCCUGUCCCAGUGAAGGAAUGAUAUGAAAUAAUUUGAUAGAAUCAAAAGAAUGCUGGGUCUCUUGUCUUUUGCAAUGUGGAAAAAUAAAUCACUCCAGUUUGUAGGGACAUUCUUAGGAGAGAAAUUUGUGAGCAGGGAGCGAUCAUCCCAGGCAGGUGGGCUCACUGAGGAUGUGCCAUCACUGAGUCUCAAGUUUCUAGGGCUGACAGCCUUUAUCCACGGAAACUUGUCUACUUUCUUUGUGUUCUUAUAUUAUCUAGUAUUUGUAUUUAUUGUUUCCCACUAUGUUAAUGCAGGAGAAUUUUCCAAGUGUGUUAUUAAAUAUUAAGUAGAAAUCAUACCAUGCUCUUCUGUACAGACUGGUAUUCUAUUCGUGUUUUUGUGUGUUACUUUUAAUAAAUAACUGCUUUCUCUGCACACUAAGCAUUAGGACAUGACUGUGGUGUGACCUUGGCAUUCUUUUUCCAUAAUUUUGACUGUUUUUUUGUGUUGAUUUUUAGGCUAUAAGAACUCAUUAGAAUAAGAGAAAAACACCUGAAACUAGCACAAAAAGAACAAAGGACUCAAAUAUCAGACACUAUUAGAGGGACAGCGAUUGGCCAUUCUUGAGUCUCUUCUGUUUGCCAUUCACACAUUCACAAGAUGUAACAAGAAUGUAAGGGUGUUUGUGAUACUCGGUGAUGCAUUCACCAAGGAGGCUGCAGAAUCAAGACUUUUUUCAUGAAUCUACUUGGUCGACACUAUCUUUGUUAUUUUAAAAUUUCUUUUAGAAAUGUCCUGAUUUCAGAUAACAAUCACUGCUAAAACUCCAGUAUCAGUACUCCAUCAAUCCAUAAUUGGGAUAUUAUUUUUCAGUGUAUCACCUUCCUAAAAAUUACAUUAAAAUGUGACUGCCACCCCAUCGAGACUGCUGCUAAAACUCGACUGAUCAACUGCUUUCCUGACAUGAGAGAUCCAAAUAUCAAGUUGGCUGAAAUUGUGUGGAAACCUCUAGAACAAACAAGCUGCCAGUAUUAGCUCUUUAACUUCUGUGGUUUCUUAUGUUGAAUUUGGUGCUAAUUACCUUCCUGAUCUGGGGAAAUGCGGGCGGAGAUGGAAUGGCUGGAGAGCUUUAAAGCAUCUUUCCCCUUUCCUUUGGCCACAGUGUAUUUGAAAAUGUCCAGCUUUAGGGUUGUGUAAUCAUCUCGGUUCUGCCUUUCUGCUCUUUGGACUAUAUGUAAUCAGAGAUAUCAAGGAGCAUAUAUGUAGUUCUAAUGUAUAUCUCUUUAUUUUUCUGUAAGAAGGGUAGAGAAAUCAAGAAAGGGUAAGGAAAAUAGAGGAGAUAAGGCAAGGGUUUUCACUGCCUCUGCCUACCUGUAGAGCUGCUUUGCUUAAUUAGAAGUCUGAAUUUGUGAGACAAUGGCCACACUGUGCCAAGCAGGGAGCAUUUGUCUUCACUCUAGAUUGUUCCAAUGAGCUCCUCAGCAAAAAAAAAACCUCUUUAAAUAGAAUGUGUUACAAAGAAAAACUCUUGUAUGACAAUUUAAAUUACUAUAUGGCUUCCAAAAGCACCCAUUUUCUCUAACUUUCAUAAGCAUUAUUAGAACAGAGUUUAUCAUUCCAGGUUAAGAAUUAUAUGUCAUAAUGAGCACAUGCUAUACUAACAACCAAAUCAUCAAAUCUUUACAAAAGAUCAGAAUGGUAAAACACAAUUUAUGGAAAUAUAUGUAUUUUUGUAGCUCUGAUCUCAAAAGCAAUCUCAACUCUGCAUUUUAAUAAACCAACUUGCAUUUCCACUCUGA